ACAUCGCCCACUACUACUGCAGCCCCAACUACAACUGCAGCACCCACUACAACCACAGCACCAACAACAACUACAGCACCCACAACAACCACAGCACCAACAACCACUGCCCCACCAACAACCACAGUCCCAACUACAACUACAGCACCGACAACAACUGCAGCACCUACUACAACUGCAGCCCCAACUACAACCACAUCUCCCACUACAACUGCAACCCCAACUACAACUACUACAACCACAUCGCCCACUACAACUGCAACCCCAACUACAACUGCAGCACCCACUACAACUGCAGCCCCAACUACAACCACAUCGCCCACUACAACUACAGGCCCAACUACAACCAUAUCGCCCACUACAACUGCAGCCCCAACUACAACUGCAGUACCCACUACAACUGCAGCCCCAACUACAACCACAUCGCCCACUACAACUGCAACCCCAACUACAACUGCAGCACCCACUACAACUGCAGCCCCAACUACAACCACAUCGCCCACUACAACUGCAGCCCCAACUACAACUGCAACACCCACUACAACUGCAGCCCCAACUACAACCACAUCGCCCACUACAACUGCAGCCCCAACUACAACCACAUCGCCCACUACAACUGCAACCCCAAAUACAACUGCAGCACCCACUACUGCAGCACCCACUACAACUGCAGCCCCAACUACAACUGCAGCACCCACUACAACUGCAGCCCCAACUACAACCACAUCACCCACCUCAAUUGCAGAACCAACUACAACUGCAGCACCCACUACAACUGCAGCCCCAACUACAACCAUAUCGCCCACUACAACAGCAGCCCCAACUACAACCACAUCGCCCACUACAACUGCAACCCCAACUACAACUGCAGCACCCACUACAACUGCAGCCCCAACUACAACCACAUCGCCCACUACAACUGCAGCCCCAACUACAACUGCAGCACCCACUACAACUGCAGCCCCAACUACAACCACAUCGCCCACUACAACUGCAACCCCAACUACAACUGCAGCACCCACUACAACUGCAGCCCCAACUACAACCACAUCGCCCACUACAACUACAGCCCCAACUACAACCAUAUCGCCCACUACAACUGCAGCCCCAACUACAACCACAUCGCCCACUACAACUGCAACCCCAAAUACAACUGCAGCACCCACUACAACUGCAGCCCCAACUACAACCACAUCGCCCACUACAACUGCAGCCCCAAGUACAACUGCAGCACCCACUACAACUGCAGCCCCAACUACAACCACAUCGCACACUACAACUGCUGCCCCAACUACAACUGCAGCACCCACUACAACUGUAACCCCAACUACAACUGCAGCACCCUCUACAACUGCAACAACUGCUGUAACAACUACAACUGCAGCACCCACAACAACUGCAGCCCCAACUACAACCAUAUCGCCCACUACAACAGCAGCUCCAACUACAACCACAUCGCCCACUACAACUACAGCCCCAAGUACAACUGCAGCACCCACUACAACUGCAGCCCCAACUACAACUGCAGCACCAACUACAACUGCAGCACCCACUACAACCACAUCGCCCACUACAACUGCAGCCCCAAGUACAACUGCAGUACACACUACAACUGCAGCCCCAACUACAACCAUAUCGCCCACUACAACAGCAGCCCCAACUACAACCACAUCGCCCACUACAACUGCAACCCCAACUACAACUGCAGCACCCACUACAACUGCAGCCCCAACUACAACCACAUCGCCCACUACAACUGCAGCCCCAACUACAACUGCAGCACCCACUACAACUGCAGCCCCAACUACAACCACAUCGCCCACUACAACUGCAACCCCAACUACAACUGCAGCACCCACUACAACUGCAGCCCCAACUACAACCACAUCGCCCACUAAAACUACAGCCCCAACUACAACCAUAUCGCCCACUACAACUGCAGCCCCAACUACAACUGCAGUACCCACUACAACUGCAGCCCCAACUACAACCACAUCGCCCACUACAACUGCAACCCCAACUACAACUGCAGCACCCACUACAACUGCAGCCCCAACUACAACCACAUUGCACACUACAACUGCCGCCCCAACUACAACUGCAGCACCCACUACAACUGUAACCCCAACUACAGCAGCCCCAUCUACAACUGCAGCACCCUCUACAACUGCAGCCCCAACUACAACCAUAUCGCUCACUACAACAGCAGCCCCAACUACAGUUGCAGUACCAACUACAACUGCAGCACCCACUACAACUGCAGCCUCAACUACAACCAUAUCGCUCACUACAACAGCAGCCCCAACUACAACCACAUCGCCCACUACAACUGCAGCCCCAAGUACAACUGCAGCCCCUACUACAACUGCAGCACCCACUACAACUGUAACCACAACUACAACUGCAGCCCCAACUACAACCACAUCGCCCACUACAACUGCAGCCGCAAGUACAACUGCAGUACACACUACAACUGCAGCACCCACUACACCUUCAGCCCCAACUACAACCACAUCGCCCACUACAACUGCAGCCCCAAGUACAACUGCAGCACCCACUACAACUGCAGCCCCACCUACAACUGCAGCACCCACUACAACUGCAGCCCCAACUACAACCACAUCACCUACCUCAAUUGAAGAACUAACUACAACUGCAGCACCCACUACAACUGCAGCCCCAACUACAACCAUGUCGCCCACUACAACAGCAGUCCCAACUACAACCGCAUCGCCCACUACAACUGCAACCCCAACUACAACUGCAGCACCCACUACAACUGCACCCCACUUAAAACUGAAGUACUGA
Molecule: messenger RNA, 2808 nt
Organism: Anguilla anguilla (European eel)
Lineage: Eukaryota; Metazoa; Chordata; Actinopteri; Anguilliformes; Anguillidae
Product: mucin-2
Exons: 6
Source: RefSeq, a predicted model, not a curated record